Molecule: messenger RNA, 1174 nt
Organism: Dendroctonus ponderosae (mountain pine beetle)
Lineage: Eukaryota; Metazoa; Arthropoda; Insecta; Coleoptera; Curculionidae
Product: DNA fragmentation factor subunit alpha
Exons: 2
Coding region: 184-753 (189 amino acids)
Biological process (GO): regulation of apoptotic process; apoptotic process
Source: RefSeq, a predicted model, not a curated record
AGCAUCUCGUAUUUCCACCCGUCUCUCCGUUGCCGUGUUCGGUUUAGUGAGUGAAAAUUCUGAAUAACAUCCAUUCAUUUAUCGUUGUGGGGCGCGGACGGUGGCAUUGAAUUUGUUUCGCCGCGUGUCACAAACUAAACAAAGGCAAUUCUUCGGUUUUGAAUCGUUAAAAUUUAUUGAAAAAUGGAGGCCGAAAGCCCCCCAAAAGUUCAAAAACCGUUUAAAUUAUGUAACCAUAACCGAGAAAUUCGUAAAGGAGUUGUCGCAUCGUCGUUAGAAGACUUAACCUCAAAAGUACAGGAAAAGUUGGACGUUGCGGUUGAUAAUAGUUUUACGGUAGUUCUGGAAGCAGACGGCACUGAAAUAGACGAUGAAGAAUAUUUCGCCACUCUGGAUCCAAAUACUAGCCUAAUGAUUUUGAAUGGAAAUCAAAAGUGGCUGCCUGCUUACCCCACAUGCAAUUUAAGCAAAGACCAAGUUGACGCUGCGAAAGGUGACGAAUUAGCCGGCUUAGUAGGUCGUUUAAAAACGAAUCUUUGUCAUUUAUCAUUACUCGGCGGUCCGGAAUUGGAAUUACUUAGUGAUAUGGAUCCAGAUUCGUUGGCAGAUUUAACGUAUCCCGACAAAAUUUUCCUGGAUCAACUGAAAGAAGCAUCUGGCCGAUUUUUAUGCGAAAAACGCCAAGCGCAAGAUGCCAUGGAUUUAUUAAGACUGUAUCAGGAAAAAGAGGCAGCGGAGUCUGAAGCUAACUGAGUGAUCCUGAAUGUCUUAUUAAUGCACUUGAUGUUUUACCGAUAUGUAAAUCCCCUUUUGUAAUGUUGUUUAUAGGCAGCGGAUGAACUAACCAUAAGACUGAAGAUUUGCCCAUACUUUUUCGAGAUCGUGGCAUCAAAACAAACAAUUGCUCAAUCACCCAUCUACACUUUGCAAUCUAUGUUUAACAACUAGAAAUAUUUGGACACGAUUGUUUUGCAUCAUUGUACACCAUAUAUAAUGGAAUUGUAAAGGGUAUUUAUAACCAAGUAUUUAUGAAGUAGUAUGGAAAUAAGAAUCAUUGAAUUAAGUGUGUUUUAAAGUGUCGUUAGUAUUAAAAGUUUUACAAUUUUUUCUAUAAUAUGUUAAAGUCCUUUCACCUUAAUUGGCUUCUAGUGAAUAAAUGAUCUGGAUGUAAAAA